Strongylus vulgaris is the source of this 494-nucleotide messenger RNA. NCBI's taxonomy places the organism in Eukaryota, Metazoa, Nematoda, Chromadorea, Rhabditida, Strongylidae. The record is from the annotation of a GenBank genome assembly.
AUGGAACAAGAUUUCAAUAACCGACUUUUGGCCGCAUUUUUACCCCAGCAUCUCAUUUCUGCGGCUCGCCUUCAGAUCGCUACGAAUAACCCACACAUUUACACAGAGCAUUAUCCGCAGGUUAUCUCCUCUAUACCCGCGCAGGAUCCUUGUCACGCUUUGAAUGUGGUUCGAUUUGCACUACAGUUGGAAGCUCUUAUCGAAUCGUUCCGUGACGCUACCACUGCCGAUGUUGCCGUUUGUAUUGGAAUUGACACCGGCUCGGUGUCGGCUGGCGUAGUUGGUUCUUCCAAAUGGCACUACGACGUUGUUGGAGUUACCGUGGACAAUGCGAUUCUUUUGCAGAGCAGCGCCCCCGGCCAUGGCGUUUUUGUAACCGAAGAAACGCGUCACCUGAUAGAAGGCCAAUUUACGCUUGAACAUAUCGGCGAAAUCUGGCGAGUUUCUGAUAGAUCACCCGGACCGGAGCUUUUUCCCAUUAACAAGAGGUAACC